Aspergillus aculeatinus CBS 121060 is the source of this 827-nucleotide messenger RNA. Its product is annotated as UBC-like protein. The record is from RefSeq and is a predicted model, not a curated record. Lineage: Eukaryota; Fungi; Ascomycota; Eurotiomycetes; Eurotiales; Aspergillaceae. Bases 329 to 715 code for a protein of 128 amino acids. The transcript has a single exon.
GUUGGCUUCAAGGCUCUUUGUCAACACGUUGCUUCCAAGUUGCAAGCACGAGAAGCAGACUCUACAUACAUCCUCACAAUAACUUCAAGAUCCAUUCUAGCCGGCAACCAUCGAUUACGUACUGGAAAAAAAGUCCCAUAUUAUGGAAGAGGUUCACCGAAAGGACUUUGUCGCCAUCGCCAGGGCUCUUGCUCCGCCAGCGUCGUCACCCCCCGAUCCGUACCGCCGUGUGCGAACUGAGCUUCUUGCUGCUGUGAAAGACGGACCACAUUCACCACAAUGCCCAUUCGUGUCAUUCGCACCGGCGGCGCCAAAUGACCUUCUCAACAUGAUUGGGACAAUCGCUGGCCCGAAGGGCACACCUUAUGAGGGGGGCUUGUUCCAGAUUUCUCUCUCUAUCCCCUUGUCGUAUUCGAGCCAGCCCCCCGAUUGUCGAUUUGUGACCAAGAUCUGGCAUCCGAAUGUCGGCCACGAUGGCAGGAUCUGCUUGAACAUCUUGGAUGAGGAUUGGAGCAAGGCCCUUUGUAUCAGAGUGGUUCUGAUCUCGGUUGCUGCAUUGAACGGAAGCCCUGGACAAUUUAUGGAAGAGGGCGGGACAUCAAUGCCAUUGCGGCCAGAGGCGGCACAGAUGUGGUUGGAGAACUCGGCAGAGUUUGAGAAGACUGCCCAGGAGUGGACUCGCCGAUAUGCCAUGUCUUUCCAGACCGAGGGUUAGUUGGUAUCACUGAGAGACAGAAAGCCUGCAAGAGAGAUUCGAAUUCGAACUACAACCACACAGUAACCAGACUCAUGCAAAGUAGUAUUUCUUGUUUGGUAGACAGAGAAAG